AUGACACGACGUCUCUUCGUCUUGACCCUCGGGCUGCUGUCCCUCCUCGUAGCUCCAGCCAGAGCUCAGGAUCUCAGCACAAGUCAAGUCACUCUCUCCAACACCGAAGACGUGACCUUCUUGACAGGUACCAAGACGAUUCCCGUCACCCAGCCUAGAACGCCGACGGGGCCCUAUGCGACCUACACGUCCCAGAUCACUCUCGGAAAUGGUGACCUCUCCACCAUGACCGGGACCAUGACGGUCACCGGCAACGUCACCCACACCACAACCAACUCCGUCGGCCAGUCCGUCGUCAUCAUCUCGGGCCAGACUUCGGUCGUCACCUCUACCAUGACCGGAAACUCGACCCAGACCACCACUGCUCCGGCCGGUCCGACCAACACUCAGCCGUGCAACAACUACGUCGAGUUCUGCGAACGCAAGUACAGCAACAUCACCGAGGUCGGGUGCCACAACUCCCCCUUCGUGCGCCCCGGAAACUCGGCCUCCAACCAGGCCCUCGACGUCACCACCCAGCUCAACGACGGUGUCCGCUUUCUCCAGGCCCAGAUCCAGUGGCCCACCAACGGCACUGUGCCGCACUUCUGCCACUCUUCUUGUGACAUACUCGAUGCCGGUCCCAUCACCGACUGGCUCACCACCGUUCGUGAAUGGGUCGCCUCUCACCCAUACGACGUCGUGACCAUCCUGCUUGGCAAUGGCAACUACUCCACCCCGGACCUGUACGCACCCUUCAUAGAGGCCUCGGGCAUCCUGCAAUACGCCUACGAGCCCCCUUACCUCCCCAUGACCCUGGAGAACUGGCCGACCCUCUCCCAGAUGAUCCUCGGCGGCAAGCGCGUUGUCAUGUUCCUCGACUACAUGGCCGAUCAGCAGAAGUUUCCCUGGCUGCUCGAUGAGUUCUCGCAGAUGUGGGAGUCCCCCUUCGACCCCAUGGACCGCUCUUUCCCCUGCACCGUCCAGCGCCCGCCCGACCUGCCGGGCGACGCCGCACGUGACCGCCUUUACCUCCUGAACCACAACCUCAACGCCGAGUACAACAUCUUCGGAGCCUCCAUUCUCGUCCCUGCCGUCUCCCUGCUCAACGUAACAAACAACGUCACCGGCUAUGGCUCCCUCGGCGUCGGGGCCCAGCAGUGUACCGCCGACUGGGGCCGUCCACCCAAGAUUUUGAACGUCGACUACUACAACUACGGCGGCUACCCCGGUUCUGUGUUUGAAGUCCAGGCGAAGAUGAACAACGUUACGUACACACGUGAGUGCUGCGGCAAGGUCACCGGCGCGUCACCGGGACGGCCAGCUGUGUCGGGUAUGGUUUUGGGCAUGGCCCUAGCCUGCGCACUGUUUCUGCUCUAA
This is a messenger RNA of Colletotrichum graminicola M1.001, 1359 nucleotides long. RefSeq names its product tat pathway signal sequence. Gene Ontology annotation, biological process: lipid metabolic process. Lineage: Eukaryota; Fungi; Ascomycota; Sordariomycetes; Glomerellales; Glomerellaceae. Bases 1 to 1359 code for a protein of 452 amino acids. Gene Ontology annotation, molecular function: phosphoric diester hydrolase activity. The transcript is spliced from 2 exons. The record is from RefSeq and is a predicted model, not a curated record.